AUGUCAUUUGAAUUGGUGAACAACCUUUCCGAUCUUAAGGGUGUUGUGUUACUUAAAAACAAAACAUUGUUCACUAUAACCAAAAGCAGUGUGACACCGUCUGAAAUAGAUUCACUUAUUACACUCAUUACCGACUCCCCAGACUCCGACAUUAUUGAAAAAACAGUUUCUUCGAUUAAAUAUAAUAAAAAAAUUAGUAAAGACAAUGCAACUACCGAUUACGAAGUGAAUGUUAUGACAAUCCAUACACCACAAGAACUUAACAAAUAUAAAGCUCAGACUUACCACAUGUUCACAGAAACUCGUGAGAUGUAUGAACAAAUCAUGUUACCUCAGAUCAAGAAAAUUCCUUCAUCAGUCACCCAGUGGAUAGACAACUAUGGCUCUUUAAAAUCGACUCCACUCUAUACCCAAGAUGACUUUUUCCUAGUCCCAGAUGUAAAGUGGAAUAUGAAAGACUUGACCCAAUUCUAUGCAAUCUGUUUUUCAAGAGACAGUUCGAUUCUUUCUAUUCGUUCACUCCGCCAACAACACGUCCCUUUCCUCAAAAAACUCAAAACAGAAGUCCUCGAAUUUAUACAUAACACUUACGGACUUGAAAAGGACGAAAUAGUGGUUUACUGCCAUUACCAUCCUUCGUUCUGGCACUUUCAUGUUCACUUCACAAACAUAGCGUUUCCUUCACUCACAAGAAAUAACGUCAUUGGAAAAGCCGUGUUGCUUGACACAAUCAUUCAAAAUUUACAGAUAUGCGACUCUUAUUAUCAAAAUGCAGAUUUGCAAAUAACUUUAGGAACAUCAAGUCACCUGUAUGAACUCUACUCAAAUUAUGUGCCACAAACAAAGCAUUAA
Entamoeba invadens IP1 is the source of this 852-nucleotide messenger RNA. RefSeq names its product scavenger mRNA-decapping enzyme DcpS, putative. The record is from RefSeq and is a predicted model, not a curated record. NCBI's taxonomy places the organism in Eukaryota, Evosea, Mastigamoebida, Endamoebidae. The transcript has a single exon. Gene Ontology annotation, molecular function: RNA 7-methylguanosine cap binding; hydrolase activity. The coding region runs from base 1 to 852 and encodes 283 amino acids. Gene Ontology annotation, cellular component: P-body; nucleus. Gene Ontology annotation, biological process: deadenylation-dependent decapping of nuclear-transcribed mRNA.